Molecule: messenger RNA, 5697 nt
Organism: Leishmania mexicana MHOM/GT/2001/U1103
Lineage: Eukaryota; Euglenozoa; Kinetoplastea; Trypanosomatida; Trypanosomatidae
Product: protein kinase-like protein
Exons: 1
Coding region: 1-5697 (1898 amino acids)
Biological process (GO): protein phosphorylation
Molecular function (GO): protein kinase activity; ATP binding
Source: RefSeq, a predicted model, not a curated record
AUGCUGUGGGCAGACUUUGGGCCUCCACUGCACGACUUCUUAGGACCCGAUGGACAAGCCGCGAUGGGCCCGAUCUUGUUUGCCGAGGCCACGAAAGUUCACUAUCGCGGCUCCGUCUACCACGGCGUUACGGAGGAGAUGCUGCAGCGCGGCGGCAGCACCUUCUCCAUUCAGGUGUCCAUCCCAACGUUUCCGACGAACAUUACGCUUGUUCGUCCCAUCAUGAUGUCCAUCCUGACAAGCAACGUGCGCCUUGUCGACGACACGGGGACUGUCGUGCGCCGCCGGCUGCACGUGGCGCACGGUGAGGCGGCGGCACAGGCGUUCAAUCACACGCAGACGAAGCUGGCCUGGCGCCGCCUUGCGAAAGAUAUUCUUUCCCAUAGCGAGAUCGAGGUUAGCCCGAAUGGGCACGCCGUGAAGGUGAGGUUUGCGAGUGGGAAGUGGGUUCUGCCGGCUCAGACGUCAGCGCUCAUCGUCCCUUGCCUGCCCUUUUCCUUGUUUGAGCAGCUGGGCAGGCUCGGGGUGCAGGAUUUGCCGAAUAACUGCCUCGCCGGAGACCCUUUUUUUGUGAGCAAGAAAUCAUUUCUGCAGCUGGACGAGGCACGGUGGAACCCGUCGCAGCAAGUGUUCGUCACCGGCGGGCCCAUCUCCGUCCCUCUCAUCGGCGCCUCCACCGUUUCUGACAAGACCGAGCUGGAGCGGGGGCUUAGCGUGAUGGAGGGCUACACGUGUCUGCACACGCGCAGCGCCUCUGUGCGUGGCAGCCGCUGGGACGUCCGCGACAGGGUCUACCGCUUUACCCCACACCGUGGCGGUGUGCAAACCCUCUGCUACAUGCCCUAUCCAGACACGCUGCCAUUUCUGAGCGUGAAGCUGAUGGACUCGUACGAGGUGGCUGGCCCGGAAGGGGUCUCGACGGAUCCGCCACAGGUUCACGCAGACCUAGAGUUCGCCGGCACCAUCUAUGGCACCAACCUGACAGAGCGCGACACGGCGGUCAUUACGGAUGAGCUGUGCACCGACUUCAAGUCGCAGAACGUCUUCUUCGUCGACCUCUUCUUCAGCAGCAGCUCUCGAGUGAGCUUCCUCGGCACAUUCCACAAGCGCGGCAUUUACCACGUGUGUUACCACCGCGAAGGUUCCCCUAUGUACGUGUUGGUGUCGACAUUAUUGGUAGAGCGGGGUGCGGAUGUCGUGAUCGAUAACGACAGCCCCAAUGUGCUGAUAGACCAGGACGUCAAGCUGCUGCAGUCCGCCUCCGUUUCGCGGCUCAACGUCCAAGAGAAGGGAAACCUCAACCUCCGCCAGCGCAGCCUGAAUGUGUCGUACUUCCUCUGGUCUGGAGGCAGCAUCUCUGGCAGAGGCACCAUCAACUGCACUGGGUAUGCGAAGAUCACCACCCAAGGCUACGAGACGCGGCAGCUGUCGGUGCCGCUCUAUAACUACGGCGAGAUGACGAUCGACGUGCAGCGACUGUCCAUAGAGCGGGAUGGGGCGAUCCACAACUACGGCAACCUGACGCUGGCCGUCUCGAGCAUGGGCGUGGACAGCAUCAGCAGCGUCCUCUCUGCUGGGCGGCGCAACGCGAUCACGAACUACCCAGGAGGCGUCAUUCGCAUCAUGGCGCUCGACGAGCGCUCCUACGCGCUACUCACCGGGCGCUUCAAUUUCCAAGGUGGGUCAGUGCUGCUGUUAGGAAAGAUCAACCUCACCGACGCCUCCAGCUUUGCAGCUUCGACCGUGACGCUGAAGAGUGGAACCCUUCUCACGGCCCAGAAGAUGCACCUUGGCGGCACAGUGGUGGUGGAGGAGCGAUCCGCUCUGACGCUGAUGAAGGGCUGUGUCCUUAUUUCGACGACCGUCGCGGGCGAUGGCGUGGUGCAGCUGCUGGGGGAUGACGUGGUGCUCAACUCGCUCACGGUGACGGGCUCCAUUCGCGCACUUUUCGGCGUAGGUCUGGCCGAUCCGAUCUCCAUCAUCGCCUUCGGUACUACGCAAUUUGGCGAGGACACCGUAGUGCAUGUGACAAACGCCAAUUUCGUGGCCCCAAGCGGGUUCGCCAAGGCGACAUUUCUCGGCCGCCUCAUCGCCGACUUUGUCACGGUGCGCUUCAGCGGCAACAUGAUUCUGCAGAUCGGCGGCGUGGCAGUGCUGUACGGCAACAUGUCCGGCGAAGCCCUCAGCUUCCGUCGCACCCUCACCAAGCUGUCCGGCUACUCGCUGCCGCUUGCCACGGCGUCUUUCGUGUCGCGAAAUGCGACCAUGUUUGUAAUAGACACCUUCCGCCUGGACGAGGCGGUCGAUCUCAACACGCGCAGCGACUCGGCCUCUGCGAAGGGUGCCGUCUCCUCGUCCGACCCCUUCAACAAAAGCAUCGUUAACAGCCCGGCGGCCGCGGCGACGCGAGCGUGUGAGGUGUAUAUGCCGACGUCGCAGCGUCUGACGGUGAGCGGGCGGCUUGUGCUGCGUGGAUGUGUGCAGGUGCCGUCAGGCAACAUCAGCGGCGCGGUGGUGAAGCUGGAGGACUCGGCAGACUGGGAGCUACUGCACCAGACAUUUUGCAUCUUUGCCGAUCCGGAGACGCUGCCGCACCUCUGUCGACACCACCGUCGCAGCGCACCGCCCCUGCAGAGCGGCUUGGCGCUUAGCGAAAAGGUGUCCGUGCGCAACCCGGCGUCUUUCGUGCUUGACGAGCUUACGCUUAUUCACAGCCACACGCGUGUCAUGGACUCUGUCCCCAUCACCAUCAAGGACACAAUCAUCGUGCGGGCCGGCUCCACCCUUGAGCUGGCCUAUGGCAUGGUGAUGGCAGCGCGCCACAUCAUCAUCGAGGGCACCCUCGUUGUGAACAACCCGCAAAACACAGUUUUGAAGGGCCUGGUGGAGGUGAAGGAGGAGGGCAUCAUCGAGCUACACGGUGUCUCCGGGAUGUCGUGCGUGAACGAGCUUCUGGUGGAGGGGCGCCUCUACCUUGCACCGAACGCGCGGGGGUUCCACUUCCGCUGCCUGAGCGCCAGCGAUGACGGCAUCGGCGGCGAGGACACCGAGGCGGCACCGGCCGACCCGGAGGGCAGCGGAACCAUGAAGACGCCGGGCCGCCUCGACGCGCUGCUGCGCAAGCGGACCCUGGCGAACCUCCAGCCUGGCAUGACGUGCCCCGAUGACGUCAUUCACGAUUACGACUCACGCCGCCAGUUCAUCAACCUGUACUGGAUGCGCCAGGCGUACGACCCGCCAGCUGACCAGCCGACGCGGCGCGACAUGAUCUGGAUGACGCUCUUCGGCAUUGCCUGCUGCUUUGGCACAUUUCACAUCCUGCUGGCUAUGUGGGGAUACACGUACAAGAAGUGGUGGAGCGACAUUCGGGCGCCGUGUCCACUGCAGCUCACGCUAACGUGGGAUGAGCUGAGCUACAGCGCCGUCAACUACUUCUUCUUCUGCAGAUUCAUCAUCGUCCACCUCCUGAACACCAUGUCCGCCUUUCACCCGGGGCUGCCAGCGCCGUUGCCGUCGGUGGCUGGCAUGCUUCUGCGCGGGAUGGGGCUGCUCAUGCCGCACCACCAGACGCCGAUCAGCCGCCCCCGCAAGGUCGGCCUCUUCUACAUUGUGUGGCUCUUCACAUUCCUCUACGUGAAAAAGCGGGGCAGCUGGCUGAUAGCGUAUCUGCGCCGCAGGCACCCAUAUUUGCUGGGCGUUGUGCAGAAGCUCUACACGGUGCUGACCGUUCUCAACUUCAUUUUUCUGGCGCCGCUCAUGUCGUCUGUGGUGGACGCGAUUGCGUGGCCGACCCUGCUGCGCAACGUGCCCACGUACGAACUGAUGCAGCAGGACAUCUGGGUCGCCAUCUCCAUCAUUUCCUUCCUGUCGAUGGGUGUCAUGGCACCAUCGAGCAUAUUGACGAACCAGAUGUGUAUCCCUCACAUGGAUCUUCGGGUGCGGGCGUCGAACAUGUUUCUGCACUUCGCGGUGCAGAUGUGGGAGACGGUCAUGUGGAAGGUGUUCUACAACAACCCGAUGUGCGUGGUCCUCAACUGCAUCUGCUUUCAGUUCUUCCGGCUCGCCUUCCUGUUGUGGUUUCCCGCCACGCCGUACAAGAACGUGAACCGAUUCAUAAUCUUCCUGUUGAUGCAGCCCUUCUUUGUUUACCUCGCCAUCAUCCUGUACGUGGUGCUGGUACGCACCGGGGUGUACACGAGCUGCACGCAAGGCACCGACUUGUUCCGCGUCGUCGCGGCGGCGUUCGUCAUCGUGCUCUUCGUCAAUUUUUGGCGCAACGUGCUCUUUACGCAGGAGGCGACGACGCCUACAGGUGACGUCUCCAUCGACGCCCUGCGCUGCUCCAUGACCCAGAUUCGCAAUCGCAUCCAUGACCUGAAGUUUGAAGUGUACGCGUGCACUGACGCAAUGGAACGGGAGAACAUCCUCAACGCCAUUGCCCGGAUGCGGAUCGAGUACCUGGAGAAGCAGGAGCGCUACCGCUUCGAGACACACCGGAUUCUGCGACCGUUCAUCUUCAACGGGACCGGCUUCGACGGCGAUACACACAUGCAGUCACACAGCAGCGUCGCUUCGUACAGCAACGACGAUGGUGACGAUGCAUCCAACCUGAAUCCGGCUAUGUCACCGAACAUGCAGCACGGUACCCUUCUCAGCGUGGAGGAGAUGGAGACCUUCAGCUGCGGUCCAGCGCUAGGCAAAGGCAGUUACGGCACCGUGCACCUUGGCAUUCUCACAAACGGCAAGAUGGUGGCCGUCAAGUAUGUGAACGUCGUUAGCGAGAGCCCCGAGGCUCUGGCGAGCGUGAAGGCUGAGGUGAACAUGCUGCGUGAGUUGUCCCACCCGAACAUUAUCCGCUACUUUGGCGCGCACACGAUCCAGGACACAAUGCUGGUGUUCAUGGAGUUCGCCGUCGGGGGCAGCUUGACCUCCAUUGUGAAGAAAUUCACGCACCUCACGGAACCUGUCAUGCAGCUCUACUCAUUCCAGAUCUUGAAGGGGCUUCAGUACCUGCACGACAAGGGUGUUGUGCACCGCGACAUCAAGGGCGAGAAUAUUCUCAUCGACGGCUACGGUGUGGCGAAACUGGCGGACUUUGGGUGCAGCAAGUCACUGGCGAACAUCGCAAACUCCAGCCAGGUGGGCUGUGGGACGCUGGUGGGGUCCCCGUUUUGGAUGGCGCCGGAGGUAAUUCGGAGCGAGGCGUACGGCACCAAGGCGGACAUCUGGUCCGUCGGGUGCACCGUCGUGGAGAUGCUCAACGGUGGCGAGCCACCGUGGCGAGAGGAGUUCGACAACGUUUACUCUGCCAUGUUUUACGUGGGCUCGACGAACGACAUCCCGCAGAUCCCGCCGGAGACGUCGGAUCCGUGCCGCGACUUCCUCUUCCGCUGCUUCGAGCGCGACGUCAUGAAGCGGGCCUCAGCGGACGAGCUGCUCCAGCACCCGUGGCUGAAGUCGGCUGCCGCGGCGUCCCACGCGGAGGACUCGAGCGACAACUUCUUGUCCUUCUCGGCCGUUUCGUCCCCGUCGCUCAAAUCAACAUACGACGGGCAACGCACCGCGGGUUUCUCGCGCAGCACCCCGCAUAGCUCUCGUGAGGACCUGACGUCACCGCUCAACGGCAGCACCGCUCCCCAGCCACCAAACAACAGCAUCGCUAGCAUCACCUCUAGUGGCUCCAAGAAGUUGAAAUGA